Coprinopsis cinerea okayama7#130 is the source of this 1074-nucleotide messenger RNA. RefSeq lists its product as hypothetical. The coding region runs from base 1 to 1074 and encodes 357 amino acids. NCBI's taxonomy places the organism in Eukaryota, Fungi, Basidiomycota, Agaricomycetes, Agaricales, Psathyrellaceae. The transcript has 5 exons. The record is from RefSeq and is a predicted model, not a curated record.
AUGAGGAUACCUCUGGUCUUGUCCACACUAGCGCUCGUUCUUCCCCGCGUUUUCACAUCACCAGCUCCUGCAUCCAGCGACACCGCAUCAGACGACAGCGCAGCAGCUCCCGCCGUUGUCGAAUCAGACGACGUCCGCAUCCUCAACUACGCUCUCAGCUGGGAAUACCUCGCCACCGCCUUCUACGAGAAAUCCCUGUCCUUGUACUCGAAUGACGACUUCACCGGCGAAGGACACCCCGACUGGGUCUACAAACGCUACGAAGAGAUCUACCAGCAUCGUCAGCAGUACAUCUCGUUCCUCGAGAGUACAAUCACUGCGACUGGGAACCCGUAUAUCACGCCUUGCACUUAUGACUUCACGAAAUACACAGCUACGAUCGGAGAUUUCCUCAACCUUAGUGAAUGGUUCGAGAUCGCCGGUACUUCGAUGUACCAAGGCGCUCUGCAGUAUAUCUCGGAUAACGGCUACAAAUCGAUCGUAGGCUCCAUCCUCGGCGUUCAAGCCCGCCACGCUGCAUGGAUCCACAGCGCCGUCCAAAAGAAGAACCCAUGGAACACACCCUUCGAGACCGGCUUCGCAUUCAACCAAAUCUGGUCCAUCGGCUUCCCCUUCUACGCCUCCUGCCCCAGCACCGGUCCCGGAAUGGACGUCCUCCCGCCCGGCCUCAGGGACUACCCCACAUUCCACAUCGGUUCACCCACCCUCUACCCAGGCCGGAUGACAGACUUCGACUUGUCCGCCGCCUACACCUCCGACCCGUCCUCCCUCCCCUCGCCCACCGACGAUACCAAACUGUUCGUCCUAUUCUCCAUCGGAACUGGGCCGUACAUCGAGUUGCUACACCCUUACGAGGAUUCGGAUGAGAGUCACAAGUACUGGGCUAUGAUUCCUAACGAUUUGGCAUCGAAAGGCGCUGUCUAUGUCUCGAUCGUGAAAGCCUCUGCUGCUGAGGCGUCGCAACCUGGGUUCCAACUCGGUGAUAAUAAUAUGGUGGCGGGACCGAAGAUCUGGAUGUUCGAUUACGAUUCUAACUGGAUGCCUUCAGCUGGAUACGAGUUGUUCAAUCCUUAA